CUGCCUCGCUACAUCUCCACAUCACGCACGAGAGCACCCGAUCCCUCCGCUAGGAAAAACAAACAAAACACCGGCACUGGAGUGGCAUGCCAUUUUGGUGCGAGCUGCGAGGCUUAGCUCCUUGGUCUCUCCCACUGCACUUCUCUGAUCCCCCCCUCUCCACUAGCUCUCUCCGCCCAUUCCUUGUUCCCGUGAUCAUUCCGGAGCCCCGCGAGAGAGACGGCGCAGAGACGCGGCAAUCUGUGGCUACUCGUUGAGACAGGUAGCUGCAGCCCUGCUUUGCUUUCGCCUGUCCAGGCGGGCGUUCAGCGUAGCAGGUUUGCUGCUGCCUCCUCCUCCAUAUCAUUCUUCCUAGCGCGCCGCCGUCCGGAAGAGGAAGCGAGAGCUCGCCGCCGGCGUGUGGAGCCACCGUGUGCCGCCCGUGAAGGGCCUACUAUACCGGGGAAAAGCUUUGGGCGGAGCGAGGACGACUAGCGGGUGUUUCUGUUUCGCCGCUGUUGCCUUUUAGGUGGCCGUAGCCUCUGGAACACUCUCACUCAUCAGACAGGCCCACAAUUUCUUGGUAAUACAAGUAGCCAAGCAGGUGUGCUCAGCAUGCAGUCAUAUAUGAUGGCGUUCUUCCCUAACACUGCUGCGGCGAACCAGGGGAUGCAUUCCUUGUACAACAAUUGGGCACACAUAUUUGAGAAGUCAUCAGAGAAUACAAGCCUAGGCUUCCAUGUCAUCCGCAAAAUGGCGCAUCUACCUGUCCUGUUGCUAAAACGUUUUGUUUUCCUUGCUGGAAGCGCAAUUUUGACAAUUGCCAUCCACUACAGAGCUCUAAUUGACAUAUGGUUACUGCAAAUGUUUGCUGUCUCCCAGGGUGCACAGAUUCACUGUGCCAUGAUACUGCGAUUCUGCUAUCAGCGCAGAUCUUUGCCUUUGUUUGUUGGUGGUGGUGUUCUGAUGGCCAGGCUCUAUAACUCCAUUACAAUCCCCAACCAUAUAUAUGGUCGACAACUCACCCGCGGUGUUGAAGCUAACCUUCAGGGUCGUUUGCUCAUUCAGAAUAAUGAUUUGUGCAAUCAAGAAUCCUUCCUUCCAAGUUUGCUUGGUAGCAAGCAUGAUUAUGUCCGUUUAGUGCUUCAAUGUAUUUGUAGCACCGCCAUUUUGAAGGUACAUACAGUGCCAAAGGUGAUCAGUUUCCAGGGGAGGUGCGUACAAAAGAAUCAUGUGGGCAGUGCGUUUCGGAAGAUCGUGUCAAAAAAUGGGCAAUACUUGACAUAUAUUGGGGCCUUGGCGACACUACAGAUAUUUCUACAGCUAAACAGAGUGAACACUACCACUUCGCUGCUGCCAUUGCUGUCUCAAACAACAAGUUUAAGGAGCAAAGCUUCAGUUGUCAGUAAUAUCGUGAUAAUUUUGGUGAAUUCCAUUGGCAUUCUUGGAUCUUCCUUCACAGUGAAACAUCACGGUCGUGCGGCAACGUUAACUGUCAGCUCGGCUCUGAUGGUAUUCUGUCAGACCGCAAUUCCAUUCAUUGUGGAGUUCCACACUGGGCUAGGUGGCGGAAGCCGAAUGCCGAGGGGAUUCACCAUUGCGAUGUUCGUGCUCACUUGCGUCGUCUCCUGUGGUCUCAGUUGGUCAUGGGGCUCUUUGUUGUGGACCGUUCCUGGAGACAAGAAGAUUCAGUCGGCUGGGCAAGUUGCGGGCAUUGCUCUCGGUGUUGCCCUCUGCUUCGCCCAGAUGAAGUACUUCCUGGUGAUCCUGUGCCGGCAGAAGAAUGCCAUCCUCGCGUACUAUGCCAUGUGGAUGUGGUCAUGAGUCAAGUUCAGCUAUCGGCGUAGAUGAUUUUGCCGUGACGAAAGAUUGUUAACCCGAUGCAGGCUGUCUAUUUAUCUAUCAGCUGGCUGCGAUCUUGGUCCAUGCUGCAGUGACCAGAGCAUCAAGGGCACAUGAUGGCGGUCAGUAGCACAUUGGAACAGGUUAUCAGGGGCAUGCUUUAUGUCCCGACAUGGAUGACGGUUUGGCGAUAGGCUUUGUAAUCCUCGAUUACAAGAGUGUCCGUCACUUGUUGCUUUUUUUUUCUUUCCUUUUGAACUUUUAGACUUCAAGGCUGUAAUAAUUUUGGCUCUGUGCAUCUAUGCAUUCAGAAGCCAGAAGAGUUAUUAUUCUCUUUCAUUAUUAUCUAGCUGGAGCUGGAGAUUUCUAGUAGUCUUA
This is a messenger RNA of Brachypodium distachyon (stiff brome), 2199 nucleotides long. Its product is annotated as sugar transport protein MST1. Bases 595 to 1803 code for a protein of 402 amino acids. Gene Ontology annotation, cellular component: membrane. Gene Ontology annotation, molecular function: carbohydrate transmembrane transporter activity. Gene Ontology annotation, biological process: transmembrane transport. NCBI's taxonomy places the organism in Eukaryota, Viridiplantae, Streptophyta, Magnoliopsida, Poales, Poaceae. The transcript is spliced from 5 exons. The record is from RefSeq and is a predicted model, not a curated record.